AUGAUGGUUUUGUGCCUGCUUAUCUGGUCAGGCGUGUCACAAUCAAGGGCAAUUUUAUAUCAGUCGAUUUUCAUCCCUCCGACAUCCUCACACAGCGUGACAACUUCAGAUUCCAGACAACCAAAACGCUGGACAACUUUCUCUACACACCUGGAUGACAGCACCUGCAGAUCCAUCCGCAGUCACGCCGGUGGCUUGCAGUCCACGUGGAGCGGAUACCUAUCGUUAGGCCAUUCUACCAUUUCAAAUGAAAUGACAGACCCAUCAGAUACACACGAGCUGGAAAUGGACAACAGGAGCCGGCCGGGUCACAAUGGAAAUGACGACACGAACAACAGCCAAACUGGGACAACUCGCCUCGUCGAAACUGGGGUCCAUCCUGGGCCUGCCACAUCAUUGCGAGUAGGCCACGAUGGCGAACAGGCUCAGCCGCUCGAAAUCGAUGGUGGAGAACCUCAAAAUGGCCGAACCGCCUGGCUACACGCUGCUACUGGAUUCCUCGUCGUGGCAAAUUGCUGGGGAAUUGGCAAUGCUUGGGGACUAUUCCAGGCAUACUAUGAGAUCGUAUACUUGCAUGGCACACCACCUUCCUCAAUUGCCUGGAUUGGCAGUACCCAGCUCGCCUUGGUCUUUGGUCUGGGAUUUCCCGUCGGGAAACUUGUCGACAUGGGCUUUUUCCAUACGGUCUUCCGUACUGGGAGCUGUCUGAUGGUCCUUGGAAUCUUUUGCACUGCGUGGUGUAAAAGCAUGGCGACCUUGUGGGUUGUUCAAGGUCUGGUGACAGGCAUUGGGAUGGGAUGUGUGUUCUGCUCUGGAAUUACUGUGAUGAUGACUUGGUUCGACGAUAGUCAUAUCAGCAUUGCCUUUGGGUUCGCAGCUGCCGGGAGUUGCGUAGGAGGCAUCGUCUACAUCUUGCUGGUUCGAUAUAUACUUGUGCAGCAAGGCUUUCCGGCGACCAUGAUUGUCAUUGGCGCCAUGGCAACGGUCACGAUGAUCCCGGCGAAUGUGGUGUUCCGAAUCAGAGAAGAGAAACCUACCGAGAAGCCAUCAUCACCCUUCGUUUGGCGAACCUAUCUCGAGCCGUCAUAUGUCCUUGCUGCCGCAGGGAUGUUCUUUGCCUUCAUGGGAGUCUACUUCGGAUUCGUGUACAUGGUUCUCUACGGCGUAACUGUUCUCCACCUAUCGAACCGCGCAGCAACUGACCUGCUGAUCUUCAUGCUUACGGCCAACUUGCCUGGGAGAUUCAUACCCGCAUUAAUAAGCGACAAGUGGAUCGGACCACUGAACACUAUAGGACCCUGCGCAUUGCUCAGCAGUAUUGUGCUAUGGGUCUGGACUGCGGUUGAUACAAACCGCCUAGGCUUGACCGUCAUUGCUUGUGUUUACGGCUUCGUUACAGCCGGCGUACAGGUCAUGUACGUUUCCACUGUCUACGCCUUCUGUACGGAACCUGGAGAUGAGGGGAUUGAAAUGUCUCCCGGAGGAGUCGCAUCGACACGUCGUGCCAAGCCGAGACUCAGGUUCGAGGGGAUCGGUAUGAGAGCCGGUGGGCUUUAUACUGCUAUCGGUCUUGCUUGCUUGAUCGGUACACCCAUCGGCGGAGCCUUGAUCUCCUACCGGACMGAUAGGGGCUUGUCGAAUCCCUAUCUGGGAGCACAGAUCUUCGCCGGCUCGUCGUUGCUGCUGGGUGGACUCCUACUACUUGCGAGCAGGGUGUCAAAGGUCGGAUGGCGGAUGAUCAAAGUGUAG
Messenger RNA from Ramularia collo-cygni, 1749 nucleotides. RefSeq lists its product as uncharacterized. Gene Ontology annotation, biological process: transmembrane transport. The transcript is spliced from 4 exons. Gene Ontology annotation, molecular function: transmembrane transporter activity. Lineage: Eukaryota; Fungi; Ascomycota; Dothideomycetes; Mycosphaerellales; Mycosphaerellaceae. Gene Ontology annotation, cellular component: fungal-type vacuole membrane. Bases 1 to 1749 code for a protein of 582 amino acids. The record is from RefSeq and is a predicted model, not a curated record.